AUUCCAAGCUGAAUUUCCCUGGCUGACGUCAGCUGACUGCCCUGACUGGCUGCUGUGGCUGUGCUCUCCGCUCCGGACAUAGUGCUGCUGCUCUGAAAAUGCUGCUCUCUGUGCCGCCAAGGACAGGAUUCAACCCAUACAACGGAUAUACCAGCAGGGCUGGCAAAAAGCCGACAUAUGUGCCCUCCAGCUACCAGGUGGCGCCACCCAGCCCUGACCUCACCGCCGGCAGUAAUGGCAGCCUGAGUGGGGAGCCGCUGAGCAAAACCAACCUGUACAUCCGCGGCCUCCAUCCAGGAACCACAGACCAGGAUCUGGUCAAACUGUGCCAGCCAUAUGGUAAAAUUGUGUCCACUAAAGCCAUCCUGGACAAGACCACCAACAAAUGCAAAGGUUAUGGCUUUGUAGACUUUGACAGUCCGUCCGCAGCGCAGAAAGCAGUGACAGCGCUGAAGGCCGGAGGAGUACAGGCACAGAUGGCUAAGCAACAGGAGCAGGACCCCACUAACCUGUACAUCUCCAACCUCCCCGUGUCCAUGGAUGAGCAGGAGCUGGAGACGAUCCUGAAGCCUUUCAGCCAGGUCAUCUCAACGCGCAUCCUCAGAGACGCCAACGGCACCAGUAGAGGAGUGGGCUUCGCCAGGAUGGAGUCAACAGAGAAAUGUGAGACAAUCAUUCAGCAUUUCAACGGCAAAUACAUCACGACUGCACCAGGAGUUCCCGUGCCCUCUGAGCCCCUGUUAUGUAAGUUUGCAGAUGGUGGUCAGAAGAAGAGGCUCAGCCAGGGGAAGUACCUCCAGAAUGUCCGCCCUUGGACCAGAGAUGGGGAAACAGUAGGAAUGACACUGACAUAUGACCCUGCCUCAGCUCUACAGAAUGGGUUCUAUUCAUCACCCUACAAUAUGGCCCCUAACAGAAUGAUCUCCCAGACCUCCCUGUCCCCCUUCAUGCACUCACCUGUCAAUGCCUACCAGGUCCACUGCCCACAGUCCUGGAUGCAUCAUCAGUCGUACCUUAUGCAGCCCUCAGGCCAAGUCCUUACGCCGGGCCUGGAGCACACCAUGUCCAUCCAACCCACCUCCAUGAUGGGCCCCCUGACGCAGCAACUCAGCCACCUCUCUGUGGGCAGCAGCGGCACGUACGUGCCAGCCAACACCUCUAUUCCAGGGACCUAUAUCCCCCAGUUCACACAAGUGCCUCAGAGCAACAUUUCAGUAGAGGAAAGUGCCGUCCAACAACAGGUUGCCCUGGAGACGCCAACGGAACACCCAGGUUACACCUACCAGCACAGCAAGUGAAGAGAUUUUUUAUUUGUACUUGAGGCUGUCUCCUGGGCAACCUGCCGUCCGUAUAGCUCAAGUCACCUCAGCACAUAGUGACUCUGGACAGUAACACCAGACACUAGGAGGGAAAUGGACCAGACUGUCCAAAUAAGGACAAAACAAUAUUUUUAAAUCAAAGGUUAUGGAUCAGAGGUUGGAGAUGGAUACAAUAAAAAAGAAUGGAACGUUGAACAUCUAUUUAAAAAAAUGACUACAGUCGAAGAAAGAAACACAACACACUCAUUACUUUUUUUGUGCAUGUACUAACACUAUUUUUUUUUUUACUUAUUCUGGGGAGCCAGAAUAAAACUAGGAACCUAAAGUUUCAACACCAUGUGUCGUUUUAGUUAUGUUCAUUUUUUUGUAAAAUACGCUGAUUAUUUUUUUCAUUAUGUCGUUAUUUUUAAGCUUUUAUCCUGUUGUUUUUGUGCAGAUUCAAAUAAUUCAGCCAUUUUUUUUGUUCUACAUUUCAUAAUGCCAUUGUUGUUUUCGUCCACUUUACAUGGCUUGUUUUAAUUGUGUUAGUGUUUGAAGAGAGAAAGCUGAACUGCUUAAGUUAGAUGUGUACCUGUUCAGGUAGUAUCAACCCAGAAACAGGAAAUGCAGGAGAAUGAGACAAUAGUGGUAAUACUGUGAUUAGCAUUUGGGUCCCUAUUGAAAAUCCUCGCAAUAAUUCACAAUAAUCUAAAUAAAUAUGUAGAAACAAAGCUUAAGACAAUCAAAUAUAUUGAAUUGAUAAUUUCCAGAUCCUGGCCAAUUAUGGUAACUUUAUACAGGGAAAAUGUUAAUAUACCUGACAAAAAUUUUCAGUGACAAUAAUUUACUUGAUAGUUAUAUUUGGGGAAAGUAUUUACAUUUGCUGGGUUGACGCUGCUACCCUAGUUUCCUGACCCGUUGUUUAUCUAAAUUCACAAUUCUCAAGUGUUAAGCCGGUAAUGACAGUACGGCCAGUGCUGAGAUGCUUUGCUGUAUCUGUCUGCUGCUUCUUCUGUUGGAGUUUGUUUUGAGUCGGUGACUUUUUUUAUUUAAAAAAAAUGUUCUUUAUGUUUUUUUAUUCAAUUUAACUGCUCAGAUUGAUCUAUUUUAUUUU
This is a messenger RNA of Esox lucius (northern pike), 2412 nucleotides long. RefSeq names its product RNA binding motif, single stranded interacting protein 2b (gene rbms2b). The coding region runs from base 99 to 1298 and encodes 399 amino acids. Gene Ontology annotation, cellular component: ribonucleoprotein complex; cytosol. The transcript has 13 exons. Lineage: Eukaryota; Metazoa; Chordata; Actinopteri; Esociformes; Esocidae. Gene Ontology annotation, molecular function: mRNA binding. The record is from RefSeq and is a predicted model, not a curated record.